Molecule: messenger RNA, 2137 nt
Organism: Austrofundulus limnaeus
Lineage: Eukaryota; Metazoa; Chordata; Actinopteri; Cyprinodontiformes; Rivulidae
Gene: ist1
Product: IST1 factor associated with ESCRT-III
Exons: 10
Coding region: 128-1174 (348 amino acids)
Biological process (GO): protein transport
Source: RefSeq, a predicted model, not a curated record
CGGUAAAGUCCCUAUGACGUCYUCUCGGAUCAUCGCGGAAGUAAAACAGGCGACGAAACAGAAACCCAAAUAAGUUGGUGCCUGCGGUUGAUUGCUACGCAGUGAUCGUCUGUCAGUCYUCGCCAUCAUGCUAGGAGGAGGAUUCAAAGCAGAGAGGCUCAGAGUCAACCUCAGGCUGGUCAUAAACCGACUCAAACUCCUUGAGAAAAAGAAAAGUGAGCUCGCUCAAAAGGCAAGGAAGGAGAUUGCAGAUUAUCUGUCAUCUGGUAAGGAUGAGCGGGCCCGGAUCCGUGUUGAGCACAUCAUCAGAGAGGACUACCUGGUUGAAGCCAUGGAGAUCCUUGAGCUUUACUGUGACCUGCUGUUGACUCGCUUCGGCCUUAUCCAGUCCAUGAAGGAACUCGAUCCAGGUUUGCAGGAGGCUGUGUCCACACUCAUCUGGGCGGCGCCUCGUCUCCAGUCGGAGGUUUCUGAACUGAAAAUUGUGUCAGAACAGCUGUGUGCAAAAUAUAGCAAGGAGUACGGAAAGCUAUGCAGGAACAACCAGAUUGGCACAGUCAACGACAGGCUGAUGCACAAACUAAGUGUUGAGGCUCCUCCCAAGAUUCUAGUGGAGCGCUACCUGAUAGAGAUCGCCAAGAACUACAACGUGCCCUAUGAACCUGARGCUGUGGUCCACCCUGAGGUGUGUCCUGGAGAGGAGGCGGACCUGAUUGAUGUGAAUGCCGACAGGAAGAACGGAGGAGGAGGAGGCGGCGGAGGUUUCAGUGCUCCUCCUGCUUCUGCUAUGCCCAUGCCCAUGCCCAUGCCUAUGCCCAUGCCAUCAGCGUUCAACUAUCCACCUCCCAAAGGAGCUGAGCCCUUUCACACUCCAGUUGGAAUCUACAACAGCUUCCCACAUCCCAUGGGAGGAGGGCAGCCUCCUGAGCUGCCCACUUCUCCUCCCACAUACGAGUCUAUUGAUGAUUUUACUCAGAAACCUUCUGUUCCUUCCCAGACUGUCGGUCCUACUCCUAAGCCCCGCGCGUCCUACGACAACAACGCUCUACCAGAACUUCCCUCRGUCCCCGACACGCUCCCCACGUCCUCCAUCGGCGGAAACGCCUCCACCUCCGACGACAUCGACUUCGACGAUUUGACGCGGCGGUURGAGGAGCUGAAAAAGAAAACCUAAACUUUCUACCACCGUUCUACCACACAUUACAGGCCUGUGUCCAUCAUAUACACAGCUCAGAACAGAGAGUGGGAAAGGUUUAAUGCUUAACAUUUUGGUUGUUUUUCUCCCCAUUCUUCUACAGUAAAGUCAAUUCAUAUAGAUUUUAAACAUGCUGAAUUUUUACCUCAGUUAUACAAAUAUGAUUAACUCACUGAGUGCAUCUGGGCUCUCAUUGGAAAAAGUUGGUUCUGUAAGAGCCACAUCUURUUGUUUUGUAUUGUUUUUGCUCUUACAUCUGAUCACGUGAGUCCAUUUCCCUGCUUUUCAUUUAAAGUCACACUGUUUUAAUUCUACGCARAAGUCUUUGUGAUAAACUAUAUAUCCAAAUUUUAACCUUUUGUUUUUCUUGGGGUUUAGUGGUUAGASUAAUAUUUAUGGRACAUGCCUUGAUUGUGAUGCCGCUGAGAUCGUUGCCACUGUGUCAAACCGGUCCAACAAGCCWGACGGGUUUCGCCCCGCCGCGGAGGGAAACCAGACGUUCAAACUUCAGACAGAAGUCUGUUCUUGUCAGUAGGGUGGAUUUUUUUGUUUCCUGUGGAAAGGACGAAAAAAAUAAAAUAAAAAUAAAUAAUAAGCGCGAGGGUUUUGUUUGUGUUCAGACGAGCUGGAACCUAACCACACCCAGCUCUGCUUGAAUGGCAAAUGAGCGAUGGGCCUCGAGUUAAAUGAUUCAGCACUUUCCUGAGGCCCGAGGAUCGGCUUCCCGGAGGCCUGGAUCGUAAAGACGCGGUUUAAUAAUUCAUACAUGUUUUGAAGAARGUGAGAUUAUUGACACUACAGAGCUGCGACCUGCUUGCUAUCUUUCUAUGUCUGACUGUUCUGUCAUUCUGUACCUUUAGACACAAAUUUGUGUCUUUGUUUAAAAGAAUAUUAGUUUUUUUAUGGUGUAUGCUAAAAUAACAAAUAAAAGACUGGAAACUA